UGCGUCGUGUUCUGUCGUGCCCUGUGCCCUCCGGACGGCUCGCGCAAGUGUUUUGGAAGCGUGCGUGUUAAAGUAUUGCGCAUUAUGUUCGUGUAAGCUUCGGGGGUCAUUUGGACACCGAGAAAGCCAACGCUGAAGUAUGUCUCUGCUUCUGAAACACACCCUGAAGCGUUGUAGGACGUUUUCGCCGAGCCGGAACGAUGUCGUGCUUCUCCUGCGGCGUUUCGUUUCGGAAACAGCUCCUGGGCCGCACAUGGGAGUGCCGGUGGUCGAAGAGCGUCCCCUCGAUCUGUCCCAGGGAAAAGUCAAGCGAGAACCUUUUGUCAAGAAUAUGUUUAUAGGGAAGAUGGAAAGGGCCAUGCUAGCGUACCCAGAGGUGCUAACAAACGAGAAGCUUGAGGAGCUCGAAGCUAUGGUAGAGGCCAUCCGGAGGUUCUACGAUGAGAAUGUGGACACUGCCAAAAUAGACAGGGAAAAGAACAUACCAAAGGAAAUUCUGGAUGGCUUAAAGGCUCUAGGACUGUUUGGAUUACAAGUUCCAACAGAAUAUGGUGGCCUUGGCCUGACAGCUACAGAAUAUGCAAGGAUAUGUGAAGUCACUGGAAAAGAUGCAUCCUUGGGUGUCACUCUGGCUGCACACAAUUCUAUAGGCAUUAAGGGAAUUCUUUUGUGUGGGAACGAAGAGCAGAAAAGAAAGUACCUGCCAAAGCUCGCAACGGGGGAGCACAUAGCAGCAUUUUGCUUAACUGAACCAACAAGUGGUAGCGAUGCGGCAUCUAUUCAGCUCAAGGCGACACCUAGCCUUGAUAAAAAUACUUACUACCUGAAUGGCAGCAAGAUCUACAUCAGCAACGGUGGCUUCGCUGAUAUUAUGACUGUUUUUGCCAAGGUCAAAGUGGAGGGAGUAGAUAGGAAAAAGGAGGACAAGAUAACAGCAUUUAUUGUGGAAAGGGCCUUUGGUGGCAUCACAUCUGGCACACCAGAGGACAAGUUAGGUAUCCGAGGAUCAAAUACAACGUCGAUAUUUUUUGACAACACACCAGUGCCUGCAGAAAACAUCUUAGGGGAAGUGGGAGAUGGAUUUAAGGUAGCCAUGAAUGUACUUAACAAUGGAAGGUUUGGAAUGGGAGCUGCCCUGGCUGGUGGCCUUAGAGAGCUUAUUGCGUACACCUCAAAGUAUGCCGUUGAACGUGUGCAGUUUGAAAAACCCCUGUGUGACUUCUACCUGAUCAAGGACAAAAUUUAUAGGAUGACAAGUCUGACAUAUGCAAUAGAAAGCAUGGUGUAUGUGGCAUCCGCAAUCAUCGAUGUUGUCGAGGAACCUGACUGCGCGCUAGAAUGUGCCAUAGUUAAGGUGUUCAGUUCAGAUGCUGGACAAUACGUAGUCAACGAGUGCCUUCAAAUCCAUGGUGGUUCGGGUUUCAUGAGGUCACUUCCCAUUGAACAGUAUUACCGAGACAUCAGAAUACUCUCCAUCUUCGAGGGAACGAAUGAAAUUCUACGGCUAUUUAUUGCUCUGAUGGGUCUGCAGUACACUGGAAAGCAGCUUGCAGAUCUCAUAUUGAAACUGAGGAAUCCUUUGGCCAAUCCUAUAACAGCGAUACAGAAAUUGUGGGAACGCCGUCGUGAUGCUGCCGACAAGCCUGUCCAAGACUUGGAGCUUUAUUCUGCUCUGCAUCCGUCCUUGCAAGGUGGAGCCGAUACGUUGGAGUACUGCGUCAAACGCCUCAAGUACACGGUAGAAAUAGCUUUACAACAUUAUGGGAAGGAAAUCAUUGAGCAGCAGAUGGUUUUGGCCAACCUGGCGGACAUGGUGAUACAGAUCUACGCCAUGGCGUGCGUUCUCGGUCGUGCGUCACGAUCGUAUUGCAUUGGUCUUCCCAAUGCAGACAUAGAGGUUGACCUUGCUCUUUGCUUUUGUCACGAUGCAAAAAAGAAGGUGAAAAUCUGUGAAAAUGAAAUUGACGAAGAGAUAAGCAACUAUGUGCACGUCAAGAAACGGCAGAUUGCCGACAAGGUGUUCCAGGACAAGGCAUACUUUGCAGUGCACCCACUGACGAAGAAUUACUGACUCAAGAGGUUUAGGACCGACUCGAUUGUAUAGUCUAGCCAUUUUUCAUUGCCGAACACACAGACCCACCAUGUUGAUUGUGACAAUUUUAGGACAAAAAUCAACCCUUGUUUUAUAUCGCAUACAAAAUGAAUAAAUGUUAAGUUCUGUCUGUUGA
Messenger RNA from Rhipicephalus sanguineus (brown dog tick), 2228 nucleotides. RefSeq names its product complex I assembly factor ACAD9, mitochondrial. NCBI's taxonomy places the organism in Eukaryota, Metazoa, Arthropoda, Arachnida, Ixodida, Ixodidae. The transcript has 18 exons. The record is from RefSeq and is a predicted model, not a curated record. Bases 140 to 2071 code for a protein of 643 amino acids. Gene Ontology annotation, molecular function: acyl-CoA dehydrogenase activity; flavin adenine dinucleotide binding.